This is a messenger RNA of Cercospora beticola, 1773 nucleotides long. RefSeq names its product RuvB family ATP-dependent DNA helicase reptin (gene RVB2). Gene Ontology annotation, biological process: chromatin remodeling; box C/D snoRNP assembly; regulation of transcription by RNA polymerase II. Gene Ontology annotation, cellular component: NuA4 histone acetyltransferase complex; R2TP complex; Swr1 complex. Gene Ontology annotation, molecular function: DNA helicase activity; ATP binding; ATP hydrolysis activity. The record is from RefSeq and is a predicted model, not a curated record. Lineage: Eukaryota; Fungi; Ascomycota; Dothideomycetes; Mycosphaerellales; Mycosphaerellaceae.
CAACUUUCUUCGUCCUGCCUCUGCGUACAGCCCGCAUCCUGUGUCUUCAUUCCAAAAUCCUCAUCGACAAGCACCAAAUAUUCAGAAUACGAGCGACGAGCGCAAUCGAGUUCAAAGCGCAACAAGCGCAAGCCCUGCCACCAUGGCUGCUCCCAUCACGACCGUCUCCGACUCGAAAGAGCGACAGGGACUCAACCUCAUCGCGGCGCAUUCCCACAUACGAGGUCUCGGAUUGACGCCGGACACGCUGACCCCCAAGCCGUCUGCUGGCGGGCUGGUGGGUCAGCAACAGGCUCGCAAGGCCGCUGGUGUGAUUCUGCAAAUGGUCAAGGAGGGCAAGAUUGCGGGUCGAGCAGUCCUCAUCUCCGGACCUCCUAGCACGGGCAAGACAGCCAUAGCAAUCGGCUUGAGCAAGGAGCUUGGCGAAGACGUGCCAUUCACAGCGUUGGCAUCGUCCGAAAUCUUCAGCAUGGAAAUGAGCAAGACCGAGGCGCUGGAGCAGGCAUUCCGCAAAUCGAUCGCAGUGCGGAUACGAGAAGAGAGCGAGGUAAUUGAGGGCGAGGUGGUGGAGAUCCAGAUUGAUCGAUCAGUCACGGGCAACAACAAGAGCGGCAAGCUCACUCUCAAAACAACGGACAUGGAAACUCUAUACGACAUGGGAACCCGCAUGAUCGAUAGCAUGACGAAGGAGAAGGUCAUGGCUGGCGACAUCAUCAGCAUCGACAAGGCAAGUGGGCGGAUCACAAAGCUGGGACGCAGCUACACCAGAAGCCGAGAUUAUGAUGCAGUGGGCUCAGAUGCCAAGUUCAUACAAUGUCCAGAUGGCGAGUUGCAGGUGCGACGAGAGACCGUUCACACUGUCUCGCUACAUGAGAUAGACGUGAUCAACAGCCGGACACAGGGAUUCCUGGCUCUAUUUUCUGGCGACACUGGUGAGAUCAGGUCGGAGGUGCGGGAGCAGAUCAACACAAAAGUCGCAGAGUGGAAGGAAGAAGGCAAGGCCGAGAUCGUUCCUGGAGUUUUGUUCAUCGACGAAGUGCACAUGUUAGACAUUGAGUGCUUCAGCUUCAUUAACCGCGCGCUCGAGGAUGAACUGGCACCGAUUGUGAUUAUGGCUUCAAAUCGCGGUUCCACGACGAUUCGGGGUACCAAUUAUCGAAGUCCUCACGGCUUGCCGUUGGAUUUCCUGGACCGUGUUGUCAUCAUCUCAACACAACAAUACCAAAACGACGAAAUUCGCGACAUCCUGCAGCUCCGCGCACAGGAGGAGGACAUCGACAUAUCGGCAGACGCAAUGGCAUUACUCACCAAGAUUGGGCUGGAGACCGGACUUCGUUACGCGAGCAAUCUCAUCACAACUUCACAUCUGCUUUCGCAAAAGCGAAAAGCCAAAGAGGUCGAGCUCAACGAUGUGUCGCGCUCCUACCAGCUCUUCUAUGACCCUACCCGAAGUGUGAAGUUCGUGACUGAGUUCGAGAAGCGACUGAUCGGUGAGGACGGGGGCGUGACACUGGGUGCCAGCACAAAUGGGCACAGCAAUGGAGACGCGAUGGAGGUGUCAUAAAAGUCGUAGAGCAGCACGGCACGAGUUUGGCGAUCUCGCCGAUAUUCUGACGACGGCGUUUGUCGGCCUUUGAGACGUGCAAGUUGUACUUCACCUCCUCGCCAACGCCACUUCGAGUGUGUAAGAUUAUGUAGAACAUUACCCGAUCAUGCACCGCAUGCCUGAAGAGACAUCAUGAUAUUUGCCCUCCCCAAAUUUUGACCCUAUCU